This is a messenger RNA of Aspergillus melleus, 195 nucleotides long. RefSeq lists its product as uncharacterized. NCBI's taxonomy places the organism in Eukaryota, Fungi, Ascomycota, Eurotiomycetes, Eurotiales, Aspergillaceae. The record is from RefSeq and is a predicted model, not a curated record. The coding region runs from base 1 to 195 and encodes 64 amino acids. The transcript has a single exon.
AUGGCCAUCGCCACUAUCGGCUCGGUGGAGAUCAUCCGGACUGUUAGACACGGUCGUCAGACCGAAAAUGCCGUGAUAAGCAUUCAGUUCGACUUGAACGAUGUAAUCAUGACUCUGACCCGUCGGCAACCACACGGUUGGGUCCGCGCAGCCGAUCCCAUGAUCGGACCCAACCCUACCUCCUGCUCGUGUUGA